Spirodela intermedia is the source of this 1719-nucleotide messenger RNA. The record is from the annotation of a GenBank genome assembly. NCBI's taxonomy places the organism in Eukaryota, Viridiplantae, Streptophyta, Magnoliopsida, Alismatales, Araceae.
AUGAACCUGUGGAGCGACGACAACGGCUCGAUGAUGGAGGCCUUCAUGGCCUCCUCCGAUCUGUGGGGGGCCUCCUCCUCCUCUGCGGCGGUGCAGCCGGUUCCCUCCUCCGCCGCCGCCGCGAGCUUCAACCAGGAGACGCUUCAGCACCGGUUGCAGACCUUGAUCGAAGGGGCGAGGGAGAGCUGGACCUACGCCAUCUUCUGGCAGUCCUCCGAUGACGACGGAAGCUCCGUCCUCGCCUGGGGUGACGGCUACUACAAGGGUAGCGGCGGCGAGGAGGAGAAGAGGAAGCUGCCCGCCGCCAGCAACGGCGGGGCCGCCGAGCAGGAGCACCGGAAGAGGGUUCUCCGGGAACUCAACUCCCUCAUCGCCGGCGCACCCGUCGCCGUCGACGACGCCGUCGACGAGGAAGUCACCGACACCGAGUGGUUCUUCCUCGUCUCCAUGACGCAGAGCUUCUUCAACGGCGCCGACCUUCCCGGCCACGUCUUCAUCACCGGCGCCGCCGCCUGGCUUGCCGGCGCUUCCCGCGUCACCGGCGGCGCCGCCGCCUCCUAUGAGCGGGUCCGCCAGGCGUUGACCUUCGGCAUCCAGACCAUAGUCUGCGCCCCUGUCGCCGGCGGCGUCGUCGAGUUCGGCUCCACCGACCUCAUCUACCAGAACCCCAAUAUCAUGGAUAAGGUCCGCUUCCUCUUCAACCAUGGUGGUGGCGGCGCUGCCACCACCACCACCACCACCACCACCACCACCACCACCUCGUGGAUGCACGACCCUUCCACCGUCACCGCCGAUCACGGCGACAGCGACCCCUCCGCUCUCUGGAUCUCGGAACCUGCCGGCGGCGACGGCAAGGACGCCGCCUUCCCCUUCCCGGCUCCGCUGCCGAAGGAGCUCAGGUUCUCCGACGAGCUCUGUAAUCUGCCCUCCGGCGAGCUCCUCAACUUCGGGGACGAGAAGAAGACCCAGAGGGCGGCGGCAGCGGCGGCGGCGCCGGUCUCCUUCUCCUCCGCCGUCCUCCUCCCCUCCGGCGACUCCGACGACGAGGACUUGGAGGCGUCGAUCCGGGAGGCGGAGAGCCGGCCGGCGGCGCCGCAGCCGCUGCCGGAGGCGGAGCGCCGCCCGAAGAAGCGCGGGCGCAAACCGGCCAACGGCAGGGAGGAGCCCCUCAAUCAUGUCGAAGCCGAGCGUCAACGGAGAGAGAAGCUCAACCAGCGCUUCUACUCCCUCCGAGCGGUGGUCCCCAACGUGUCCAAGAUGGACAAGGCCUCCCUGCUCGGAGACGCCGUCGCCUACAUCAACGAGCUCCGAUCGAAGUUGCAGGCGCUCGAAUCCGACGCCAUCUCCAUGAACGCCCAGCUGGAAGCCCUGAGGAACAGGGACUCCCCUGCCCGGAGCUCCGCCUCCGUCUCCUUCUCCAGCACCGGCGGCGGCGCAGCGGCGGCGGCGCCGGGUUGCAGCGGCGUGGAAGUGGACGUGAAGAUCAUGGGGAAGGAGACGAUGAUCCGGGUCCAGUCCGGGAGGGCCAACCAUCCCGCCGCCAGGCUCCUGGUGGCGCUCAUGGAGAUGGAUCUCGAGGUGGUCUACGCCAGUGUCUCCGUGGUCAACGACCUCAUGAUCCAGCAGGCCACCAUCACCAUGCCCAUGCGGGUCUACUCCAACGAGCAGCUCAGCGCCGCCCUCCAAGCCCGCAUCUCCGGCACCCGCCGCCCUCGUUAG